Messenger RNA from Cydia splendana, 1590 nucleotides. Its product is annotated as luciferin 4-monooxygenase-like. Gene Ontology annotation, molecular function: CoA-ligase activity. Bases 1 to 1590 code for a protein of 529 amino acids. NCBI's taxonomy places the organism in Eukaryota, Metazoa, Arthropoda, Insecta, Lepidoptera, Tortricidae. The transcript is spliced from 9 exons. The record is from RefSeq and is a predicted model, not a curated record.
AUGUUUAAGAAUAGUCUCUACGUAUAUGGCAAUGAAAAUAUUCAAGUGCCAGCACAUUUAAAUUUCGGAAAAUAUCUGUUUGAUCGGCUAAAAUCGUUUUGCAAAAGUAGCGAAAUAGCAGUGGAAAACCCUCUGUCCGGAGAGAAAAUAACAUACCAGGAAUUAAUUGAGUAUUCAGUGAAUGUCGCAGUUUUGCUGAGAGACUUGGGAGUGGGAAAUGGACAAACUGUUGGUAUAGGCAGCGAGAAAAGAAUACAAUUUAUUUCUACUGCCUUGGCUGUGGUGUUUACUGGGGCAGCUUAUACUCCGCUUGAUUUAGAUACUGGGAGAGCGGUCCUAAAGCAUAAACUGAACUUAUCUAGGCCUAAAUACUUCAUAUGUUCUCAACUAUUUUGGGAAACAUAUAAGAACGUUUUAAAAGAAUGUGAUUUCAUUGAACACUUCAUAUGUUUUGACGAAAAUUACGAUAUAGAAGUAUCGUUAAAGGCGGUGCCGAAGGUGGCAGACUUGGCCGCUUUUGAACCUGCCACUGUGCAGGGUCAAACAGAUACCGCAAUUAUCCUGUAUUCGUCUGGCACCACUGGCAUGCCAAAGGGAGUCCAACUGACGCAUUUAAACUUUAUUUUAAACUGCCAGCCACAUGGGUUUGAGGACGAGUCUCUGAAAAACAUGUUUAUAAUAGGAGAAUGGUUUCACGUUUACGACAUAUUGCUGACUUACAUGUACAUGACGCUCGGCAGAAAAAUUGUAUUUGUGGACGACGUUACAUCUGAAAAUUUAGUGAAGGCUAUUCAGCUAUGUAAGGUUGAUCUCGCUAUGUUAGUGCCUUCACUCGUCGGCUACCUAGUUAAAACAGAACUAGCAGUAGAACAGUACGACCUGAGUUCACUAAAAUUUAUAUUUAGUCGUGCAUCUCCUCUAGGUGGUCAAACAAUUGAUUUGCUGAAACAAAGAUUGCCGACACUAAGAGAUGUAGUACAAGUAUAUGGCAUGACUGAGUCUGGCUGCUUUACGUCAGAGAGAUUCGGUGUUAAAGGACCUAAAAGUGGAAGUGUUGGUUCGGUUUACCCUGGAAUAACUUUGAAGGUAAUCGAUCCAAAAACUGGUGAAACUCUAGGAGCCAACCAGCGCGGAGAAAUACGUUUGCGCGUUGGCCCUCUAUUUAUGAAGGGGUACAUUGGGAAGGACCGGGCCACGUAUCUAGACGAAGAGGGUUUCUUUCCAACUGGAGACUUGGGAUACUACGAUGAAGACAAAUACUUUUACAUCGUCGGCAGGCUUAAGGAGAUUAUAUUCUAUGAUGGAUAUAAGACUGCUCCGUCAGAGCUCGAGACUAUCCUAGAACUACAUCCGGGCGUGCUCGAGGCGGGCGUCGUGGGCAAGCCGGCGGGAGACAUUGGCGAGGACCCGGUGGCCUUCGUAGUCCGACAGCCCGGCUCCAGCGUCUCUGAGCGGGAGCUCAUCGACUACAUAACUAAAGCGGUACCACCAUACAUGCAUCUGAGAGGAGGCGUAAUAUUUGUUCCGGAAAUACCUAGAAACCAGACGGGAAAAAUCAUACGUCGUCGCCUAAUGGAAAUGUUGAAAUGA